AUGAAUUCCCUCUUCAAUUCAGCACUCAAGCAGUCAUCUGCUGUCCGUCGGGAUCUGGACCAGUUGGCACAGUCACCCACAACCUCCUCGCCUGCUCUAAAUGGCCAGAUCGCCGCCUCCUUAUCCUCAUUAUCUCGGACCAUCGAUGACUACUCGGCCCUUUCCAAGAAGGAGUUGAUCCCGGAGAAGCAGGCAAAGGCAUUUGAGCGGGUGAAGAACUUCCGCACCGAACUGACCGACUACCGGGCGCAGUUCGACCGGCUGCGCAAAGAGCGAGAGGAUGCACAAUCGGUCACCAACCGCAAUGAACUGCUGGGCCGCCGCCCCCACCACGCCGCUACGCCCGAGAACCCCUACGCCCAGUCUUCGCUCCCGCCAACCUCCUCGGCGUUUGCGCCCUCCUCUGGCCUGAGCUUUGGGGCUGGUCCAAGCGAUCAUAACCGCGAAACACACGCCCUGCGCGAACAAUCAUUCUUUGCGAACACGCACAACCAGCUCGAUGACUUUCUCGAUCGCGGGCGGGCGGUCCUUGCGGACCUUGGUCAACAGCGGGAGGUGCUGAAGGGCACCCAACGCCGACUCUAUAGUGUCGCCAACACCCUGGGUGUCAGUGGGGAUACUAUCCGGAUGGUCGAACGGCGGGCUCGCCAGGACAAGUGGAUUUUCUGGGGCGGCGUGGUGAUUUUCUUCCUGUUCUGCUGGGCGGUGCUGCACUUUUUGCGAUGA
Molecule: messenger RNA, 726 nt
Organism: Penicillium canariense
Lineage: Eukaryota; Fungi; Ascomycota; Eurotiomycetes; Eurotiales; Aspergillaceae
Product: golgi SNAP receptor complex member 2 family protein
Exons: 4
Coding region: 1-726 (241 amino acids)
Biological process (GO): vesicle fusion; endoplasmic reticulum to Golgi vesicle-mediated transport
Cellular component (GO): ER to Golgi transport vesicle membrane; SNARE complex; endoplasmic reticulum membrane
Molecular function (GO): SNAP receptor activity; SNARE binding
Source: RefSeq, a predicted model, not a curated record